CUAUUAUUUGCUGGUGUAUAUUUUGGGAACUAACCAUCGUUCUAUGGCUUUUGACGCGGCGAUGAAAUAUUUAUUCGCCACUAGCGCCGCCUUUGGUCGCAUAUUAAGUUUGUGAGGUUUGUAGAUGUACACACGUAUACAACGUAGCAACCAGUAAUACAUCUCUACCUAUAUAUAUAUAUAUAUGUAUACUAAACUAAAAUAUUGUGUUGUCUUCGUGUCCCCUAUUCUCUGUUUUUUAAUUAAGAAUGUUCUAAAUGUUAUGCAUUUGUCGAAUAAAAUUCUUUACGACUAUGAAUUGAUCGAUUAACGAACGAAUGUUUUACUUUUAUUGACAAUGAGCUUAACAAGUAAUCAAAUAUAAGUCGUGUAAGCUUAAUCGCUAUUGUGGAGUCCAUCGGGAAGAAAGAAGAUUGAAGAAAUAUGUGCAUCCUCGCUGUGUAAUGUGAUGUACGAGUGUCGUAAGGUUCACAGAGAGUCGAAGGGGAUGGGCUGUUAAAAGAUCUACAGCUAGUCGCGUCCCACGCUGGAAGAGAUGGAUCCCUCUAUAUUUUUGCAAUACUCUCCUCCCAAUGGGCUGCCCCAGGAGUCGAAGUUAGCGACGUACAUGAACCGUUCUGCCACAACUCCAACAAGGUCGUUAAAUCAGGCAUUAGGUAAGGUCAGUUUGGAGUCAUCACCAACUUCUAUCAAAAAGAUACUGAUUGGUGAGUUUGUGCCACUCAACUACUUCAGCCCGGCAAACAUCCUGCCGGACUCACCAGAGAGUUCACCACCAUCUACAUUGGCUAUCCCUACCAGCCAUCCACCACAAGUUCACCAGGAGAAUGUUGGAGGUACAACAUAUUUCUACUCUACAAACGCAGAUGGGCUCAGUGGCACUGGACCUCAACAUCCUGCUGCUAUGGAAUCCUGCAUCGGGCCGGGCGUGGUAGGGCCUACUGCCGGAGCCUCGCCCUACGGCCAACAGAUGUACCCGGGGACCCCCACACACAUGGGUCCUAUGACUUCCAAGCCAGGUCUGGCGUCAACGUUCUACAUGCCCGAAACCAUACGUGCGGAGAUCUACCAGCGAAAUGAUGAUAUCUUUCUAACUACUGACCUGCGUCAGUACCCUGACCUGCCAGAGAACGUGGAGAUGUACUCGGAGCUGACGCCGCUAGAGGGUGCAGCGCCGCACGCGAUGGCAACGUCGUUCCGCGCCACGCACCGCGCCAGCGCCGAACACUACGCGCUGCGCCGCCUGCACUCCUUCGCCGGUGUCCCCACCAAGCGUCUUGAGCUAUGGAAGCAGAUCGACCACCCCAACAUUAUAAGACUCCAUGAUGUUUUCACUACUAAAGCGUUCGGCGAUCACUCGAUGAUGUUGGUGUACGAUUACCACCCGGCAUGCGUGACCUUGAUGAACAAGUACCUGUCGGGCGGCGGCGGCGGCGCAGUCACCGACGGCAAUGGCGCCUUCCACGACCCCUUCUCUUCGGACCCGGACGCGCCGCGCCCUUACACGCACCAGAAAAACGCGAUGUUGCGUGCGGUUGCGUGCGGCGCCCUGUUGCCCGAGGCGGUGCUAUGGAGCCUGCUGGUGCAGCUGACGGCCGCUCUGCGCGCCAUACACACCGCCGGACUGGCUUGCAGGAGCCUAGACCCCACUAAGGUGGUGAUGAACGGGUGUCGAGUGCGCAUCGCGUGGUGCGGUGUCGCUGACGCCCUGCACCCUAACACCAAUGACGUUGGACAGGCGCAACAAGACGACUUGACGGCCCUGGGGCGGCUGGCUCUGGCGCUGGCUUGCCGCACUAUCCACUGCGAUAACCUGCCCGCCUCCAUGGAGCUGGUGGCGCGCACCUACUCCGCCGAUCUCAAGAACCUCAUACUGUAUUUGCUCUCCACGUCAGCCGCUCGCCGCUCCGUCACUGAUCUCAUGCCUAUGAUUGGAGCUCGCUUCUACAACCAGGUAGAAGCGCUAGAGCGUCGUGCGGACGCAUUCGAGGAGCAACUGGCGCGAGAAAUCGACAACGGCAGACUCCUGCGCAUACUGAUCAAGUUGGGGAUAGUCAACGAACGUCCAGAACUGAACAUGGACGCGUCGUGGUCGGAAACGGGUGACCGCUACAUGCUGAAGCUGUUCCGCGACUACCUGUUCCACUCGGUGAGCGAGGACGGGCGGCCGUGGCUCGACCAGGCACACAUCGCCCACUGCCUGAACCAACUCGACGGCGGCUCCAUUGAAAAGGUGGAGCUGAUGUCGCGCGACGAACAAAGCGUACUGGUGGUGUCGUACGCGGAACUGAAGCACUGCCUGGAACAGGCGUUCGAGGAAGUGAUGCAGGCCUCGGCUCCGCUCCCCUAGCCCGUGCUGUACCCGGGACCAGCGCCGCCCUCGCCGCUCCCGUUGCCCCCUGCCCUCAUACCGCUACCCCCCCUACCCCCGCUCCCAUCGCUCCCCCCGCUGCCACCCCUACACCACCCCCCGCCACCACUCCUAUACCAGGGCCCAUACAUUUACUUCCAACAAUUAAACUGAAUGAAUGGACAAAUGGACAACAAGUGAUUACAAACUACAUUGGUGUUGUGUUACUAUAUUGAAUCUUAUGCAUAGCUAAAGCGAAACUACAAUUUACGAUAUUCAUUUCAUAAAUGUAGCAUGUAUGUAACCAAUAUCAUAACAAUAGCAAAUAUCAUUCUUUACAGUGUUUUAAAAUUGAAUGUUUAUGUAUCCAUGCUGAGGCAGAAUAGCGGUCGUGCAUAAGCUAAUCAGUAAUCACAUUAAUUCGUUUAACGUUAAGAGAAUUCAGCGUAAUAGUUUGCAUGUUACUUCAAGUAGUGUUUUAAAAUAUCCAAAGCUUCAAGUGUUUCUGUACUGUAACAUUGAAUACAAAUACUUUUGUUACUAUAAGCAAAAAAAGACGACUAGCUGUGUAUAGUACAGUUGAAAUCAUUCAUUCAAUAUUCGCGUAUCAUAUGAAAAUUAAAACGAGUGACACCCAAUCUCACGUGUCAAGUUAGCAGGGUAUAGGUAUAACUCACCGCCCGUUGCAUUGCUAUUUUUGUCUCAAUAUUGCAAUUGUUAUAAUAUCCCUGUUUGUAAAGUACGGUUCAACACCCGCUGCUGAAGUGAAUUUUAAUGUACAUAUGUUGUACAAAUUAUUGGGUGAUAGUUGUGAUAACGCACAGUCGUUAUUUUUAUCUCAAUGAAGAUGACUUUGCCAAUUUCCCGCGCAAUCACAAUGGUGAUUAUAAUCUUAUCAGGCGCGAUGUGAAGUGUGGGCACUUGAAUCCCUAAUAUCUAUAUUAUAAUUGCGGUUUGAGGAACCGAAACUUCGUAGAGCUUAGUAAGAGUUUUACUAUGUAAGGGAAGCGGAGUUCGUGGGCUACCAACAGAGCAGAACUGAGUUGUAACGCGAUCUCAUUAUCGGGGGUGAUGCACGUUACAAUUGGUUCGAUAUUUUUAUAUUGUAUGGGUGACGACGUUAAUACGUCCGUAAUCCUAUGUUAUACACACUUAAAGCUUUAAGUGUCCAAUUAUAGUUUUUUUUAAAAGCGCCGUAUCGAUGUACCGUAACGAUCAGCCGCCUGAACAAACGCCACAAACAUUCCAAACUAACAACAAACAUUAAAGCGAUCAAACCUCUGUGAAAACAGUUGGCAGUAACCACUACCGCUACCGUUUGCCCUCUACGCAUAGAGCUAAACUAACUUAUGAUGUGCACGAUAAUAGAGAGAUCGGGAAGAAGGGGCGGAGAGGCAAACGAUAGCGCGCGGGUUGCGAUGCGCAAGAGGCGCGUGCCUGCAGCUAGCUGGUUAUAUCACGUAGAUCAGAAUUUGUAUUAUACAAUGUAAGGGCUAGGCGACUAGACAUGGCCACCAACCCCCUCGGCAAGGGAUCCGCGCCUCGCGCUGCUCCUUUUUUUAUCAAUGGUUUCAACCAAUAGCAGUACGAUUUUUAUCCACGUAGAUAGCAUUCGCUACGUUUAUUGGUCAAAGCCAAUGUAAUUAUCGACACGCGCGGCGUGGAACCUAUUGACAUAGUGGCAGUAAAUAGGAAACUUUCUAACAUUCGCCUGCUAGUCGCCUACCACGCCCAAUACUUUUAGAAAAGAUUCAAUUUUGUUCAGUUUAUUUAUCUUGCCAUCUUUUUUAUUUAUGAAACAUCUUACAUUACAGAGUACUAGGUCUAUCUUUAUAAUUCCAUUUGAAUAACUGAUAUCGUAGCAUACCUGUGGCAACCGUCCGUUACGUGCGGAAACGAAAACAGAUACUAAACCAGUUCAGUUUCAGUAUUUAAUAUCCUAUAGUUGAGUCACAGUUUAUGUUUUUUAUUAGUUUCUUACCUCUAUAGCUAAACUACAAUAAACUUUUGAUUAAUAAAAUUAAAAUGGUUCGAUGAAAGAUUACCUUAGUUAGGUGUAAUUUUAUUAUUAUAUUUAUUUUAUUGAUAUUAUAUAUUAUUUUAACGUAGGGAUCCCGUUGUUGAUGUUGCAAAUUCCGAUCUAUGUAGUGAUGGUCUCUGAUGUUCCACGGAAUUGAGAUGGAAAUAUUUUGAGAUAAACAUAAGUGUAUAUUUUUUUUUAACAAAUAAAUCAUUUAAAUUAAA
Molecule: messenger RNA, 4594 nt
Organism: Pectinophora gossypiella (pink bollworm)
Lineage: Eukaryota; Metazoa; Arthropoda; Insecta; Lepidoptera; Gelechiidae
Gene: PAN3
Product: PAN2-PAN3 deadenylation complex subunit PAN3
Exons: 16
Coding region: 536-2350 (604 amino acids)
Biological process (GO): nuclear-transcribed mRNA poly(A) tail shortening; mRNA processing; protein phosphorylation
Cellular component (GO): P-body; PAN complex
Molecular function (GO): protein kinase activity; poly(A) binding; ATP binding
Source: RefSeq, a predicted model, not a curated record